UAUUUUCUCAGCAUGCUACAAAUUUAAAUGCCGUUCAAUGGAAUACAUUUUCAGCGCACACUUCAAUUCGAUCGAUGUUUAAUAGCAAUAAUGCCGGAGUUUCCAGAUAUGUAGAGGCUAGCCCUCAUAGAUCUAUAUGCAAACGUAGUCAUAGAAAAUCAUUGUAAACGCAAAUGUCCCAAAUGGCAGGCAAAACUGAUUGUUUAACAUUCAUUUUUUUUACUUGACGGGAAAUAAUUAGCAUACAAAUAAGGCCUUUAUUUUUAAUGCCAGGAACGGCUCUCAAGCAAGGAAAAAAAGUGUGAAGAACCAUUUUGAGACCCUCAUUGUUAGUUCGCUGGAGCCCCUACAAUGCGUUUACGUCAACCAACUGGAUGUAGGUUACUGCUAAUGUAUCCUCAGCACUGAGCGAGAAUUAGUUUAAUAUGUUUUUAAGUAUAUAUUAUAUUAACGGAAUGCACUCAAUCAAGAUUAAAGGAAGUAAAAUUUGUGUGAAUCAGCUUUCGGUGAAAAACGUAAAAGGAGCGACGUUCCGAUUUGAACCAAUCAACUCCUCACAUAGCACUUACGUCCGAUUCUAUUGGAGUAUGAGUUCGAUGUGACGCGCCCCGUUGAAUGUUUUUCAUUUCUAUUGGUGUAUGCUCAUCAGUCACUCAGAUUUCAGGAAGUGUGUGUGUGUUUACGUCGAGUCCUCGGAAUGUGAACAGUUCAAUGACAAUGUUAAGCUCUCUGAGUGUGUAGGGCAAUGGGGAAUACGGAAAGCGCUGUGGUGCAGAAGCGGAUGGUCCGGUUUCGGCCGGAGGAAAGGCCGGUCGUGGAGCGGGUAUUCGACCAACUACUAGAAGCCGGUUCUGGAAAUGCGCCGGGGUCUUCCGGGAAAGUCCUUACGCUGGAUGCACUGAAGGUGUGCGUGGCGGGCGUGGCCCCAGAGUCCAUGACGGUGCGGCUGUUUCAGGCCAUGCGAAGCGUUGACCCGGGAGGGACAGCGCCCCCUGGUGGUGGCGUGAGUCGGGAGCAGCUGCUGGUGUUUCUGGCGGACGUGCUCCGUGGCACCGCGGAGGAGCGUGCACCCCUCGUCAUGGCGAUGGCACGUAGGGAGGGAGAGGCCACUGUCACGGCCGACCAGGUCCGAGAGUUUGUGGAGGACCUAGUCUCAGCUGUUGUGCAGAUCCUGACCAGCAGGGGGCGCCGGGAGGGCUGGAGGCCGGACCGCAUGGGGGACGGCGCACGAGGGGUUAAACUGCUGGCUGAGCAGAUGAGCUCCGAACUGAAGCUCACAGAUGAGCGCUCCUGCGACGUGCCCUGCCUGGAGGACUGGCUGUUUCGCGUGUCGGGCGUGGCUCUGUACCUGGAGCUGGCGACCAGCGAGGGCCUGGGGGUGCGGCUCCCCUCCCGGCCGCCCCUCCCCCUCCUGCCCUCGUGCGGCCCCGCCCCCUGGGACGAGCUGCGGUCCCUGCUGGACCUGCCCCUGCUGCUGUUCCUCUACCCCCAGCUGCCGGCCCAGAGCGGCGCCCCCUGGAGGCUGCUGUUCUCCACGCGGCUGCACGGGGAGAGCUUCACGCGGCUGGUGGGCUGCUGCGCCCGCCGUGGCCCCACCCUGCUGCUGCUGCGCGACUCCGACGGGCACCAGUUCGGCGGCUUCGCCUCGCAAAGCUGGGACACCAAGCCGCAGUUCCAGGGGGACUCUAGGUGCUUCCUGUUCUCAGUGUUUCCCACACUGCGGGUGUACACCUGCACUGGAUACAACCAGCACUACAUGUACCUGAACCAGGGACAGCAGACCAUGCCCAACGGCUUGGGCAUGGGCGGGCAGCACCACUACUUUGGCCUGUGGCUGGACAGCGAUUUCGGGAAGGGCCACAGCCGGGCGCGUCCGCGCUGCACCACGUACGGCAGCCCUCAGCUCUCGGCCCAGGAGAACUUCACCGUGGAAACCCUGGAGGUUUGGGCCGUGGGAGACCCCCCAGAGGAGCAACAGGCCCAGGGGAAGCGGAGUGUCUUGGACGCCGAUCCUGAGACUCAGGCUAUAAUGGAGAUGACAGGAAAGACCCUCCACAGCCAGGGCCUCCGAGAGCCAGAAGAGGAGGAGCUCUGAGAUAAGGGGAGGGGCUCUGAGAUAAGGGGAGGGGCCUCUGAACGAAUGGGUGGGGCUCAGAUAAGGGGAGGGGCCUCUGAAAGAAUGGGUGGGGCUCAGAUAAGGGGAGGGGCUCUGAGAGAAUGGGUGGGGCUAUAGGUAGGGAAGUGCUUACGGCCCCACUCAAACAUUCAAAAUGUUUCUGAAGGUUUGCUGUGUUGGUAGUCAACAGUGCUGACUGUUACAAACAUAUGAAGUUCUUUUAUGAGAUAAGCACAUAUUUCUCAGUAUUUUCAGGUAAUUAUGCAUUUAAUUCAUACUCUUCUGACAGCGGUGUAGCAGAGUGGUUUGGUUCCUGUUGUGUGGAUCUGGUUUCUCGUUGAGAGUGUAAUUAUAUUGUACCAGUAAAAGAGUUGAAUCUGG
Messenger RNA from Anguilla rostrata (American eel), 2497 nucleotides. RefSeq names its product MTOR associated protein, eak-7 homolog (gene meak7). Gene Ontology annotation, biological process: TOR signaling. The record is from RefSeq and is a predicted model, not a curated record. Bases 746 to 2095 code for a protein of 449 amino acids. The transcript has 8 exons. Lineage: Eukaryota; Metazoa; Chordata; Actinopteri; Anguilliformes; Anguillidae.